Molecule: messenger RNA, 2358 nt
Organism: Rosa chinensis
Lineage: Eukaryota; Viridiplantae; Streptophyta; Magnoliopsida; Rosales; Rosaceae
Product: protein ZINC INDUCED FACILITATOR-LIKE 1
Exons: 17
Coding region: 416-1891 (491 amino acids)
Biological process (GO): regulation of stomatal closure; transmembrane transport
Cellular component (GO): plasma membrane; plant-type vacuole membrane
Molecular function (GO): solute:potassium antiporter activity
Source: RefSeq, a predicted model, not a curated record
AUUCAUCACUUCAUCGCAUACGUAACUUCCAGAUUCUUACGAGAGAAAAAUAGAAAAUUGGCAGAAUAUAUUAUUUCCUAAAUUGGAUUGGUAAAUUUGGUCAGGUCCCUCCUGCCCCUGCAUUUUGUUAAAAGUAGAGGCUGGAGGAGCAUCUGAUUCGGUCCCCCUAACUUUGUCGUUCAUAUUUCUCUUCAAAUCAUUGUCAUGAUAACAUGAUUGUUUCACUCUGCUGUGUCUUCUUUUGCUGACGCAUGCAAUGAGGCAUGCGCCGAUGCUGGCAAUCAUAUAUGCAGCAGCGCAACAUCAUUUAUUUGAGUGAAAACCCAUCGAAUAUUUUCAGUUCUUCAUUGGGUUGAGCUGAGGAUAUAAUCAAACAGGGGGUGGUGGGUGUUUCUUGAAUCAAAAGAAAGCAAGGAUGGCGGCAGAGAAUGAGGAGCAGAGGGAGAGCUUGUUGAAGAAGGUAUACAAUGAAAACUGCCCGGGUUGUAAGGUGGAAGAGGAGAAGGCGUUGCAACGAGGCCUUCCUGUUCGAAAGCUUGUGGCUAUCUGGGGGAUCGUGCUCUCUGCUGCGCUGCCAAUAUCAUCUCUAUUUCCAUUUCUUUAUUUUAUGAUUAGGGAUUUUCAUAUUGCAAAAAGAGAUGAAGAUAUUGGCUUCUAUGCUGGGUAUGUAGGGUCUUCGUAUAUGCUUGGAAGAGUACUGACUUCAGUUUUCUGGGGAAUAGUGGCUGAUCGCUACGGUCGAAAACCUGUCAUAAUAAUAGGGACUAUUUCAGUGGUUGUUUGCAAUACUCUCUUUGGACUCAGUGUAAAUUUUUGGAUGGCCAUCAUUACAAGAUUUCUUCUUGGAAGUUUAAAUGGUUUGCUUGGACCAAUAAAGGCAUAUGCAAGUGAAGUCUUUCGGGAAGAACAUCAAGCUUUAGGAAUGUCAACAGUUAGCACAGCAUGGGGUAUCGGAUUGAUCAUUGGCCCAGCUUUGGGAGGAUUCUUUGCUCAGCCAGCAGAGAAAUAUCCCACUAUAUUUUCUGCAGACUCUGUAUUUGGGAGGUUUCCAUACUUCUUGCCUUGCCUUUGUAUAUCGCUUUUUGCACUUGGAAUAACCAUUGCAUGUUUCUGGCUUCCGGAAACUUUACACAAUCACAAUGAAAAUGACAGAUUACAUGAUGAUUCCUUUGAAGCAUUGGAAACUGCAUCAUGUGGGUCAGAUUCAAAUGAAAUAAAACAAAAAACUGAAGAACAAAUACCUAAACAAAGCCUCAUGAAGAAUUGGCCGUUAAUGUCAUCGAUCAUUGUUUAUUGUUUUUUCUCACUCCAUGACAUGGCUUAUACAGAGAUAUUCUCAUUAUGGGCCGAGAGUCCUCGAAAGUUAGGGGGUUUGAGCUAUUCAACUGAGGAUGUUGGUGAAGUUCUUGCAAUUUCAGGUUUUGGUCUUUUUGUCUUUCAAAUUACUCUGUACCCGUAUGUGGAAAAGAUGCUGGGUCCUGUAAGAAUUGCUCGCAUUGGAGGGGUUUUGACUAUACCUCUUUUGUCAAGCUACCCAUUUAUAGCAUUGUUAUCCGGGUUCUCCCUCUCCGUGCUGUUAAAUAUUGCAUCUCUGCUGAAAAAUGUCAUGUCUAUCACGAUCGUCACUGGUCUGUUCAUUCUCCAAAACAGAGCUGUGGACCAACAUCAAAGAGGUGCUGCUAAUGGAAUUGCUAUGACUGCAAUGUCUUUGUUCAAGGCAGUUGGUCCAGCUGCUGGUGGUGCAGUGUUUUCUUGGGCACAAAAACGCCUGGAUGCUUCCAUUCUACCUGGUAUCUCGAUGGUUUUCUUCAUCUUGAAUCUGGUGGAAUUAAUUGCAGUUCUCAUGACAUUUAAACCAUUUCUUACUGUACGUGAUGAUAGACAGGGAUGAAACCCCUGUUGUGCGGAAGCGGCAAAUGAGUCCCACACACACGGAUCCAAUAAUACCGAUACUCCCCCCACUUUAGCCACCCGGUGCAGAACGGGUAUGGGGUUUUAAUAUAAAAGGCCUCGGCAUUAGUGUGUGUGGUACCAUUCCUUAUAACCUAAGGAUGACUCUUCACCUUUCUGAUGUGGGAUUCCAAAUGGCUUUAAUCUAAGCCACACUUUUCCAACAACCCCAUGGUGGAAGUUCAAUCCAUGUCUAGAAAACAAAAAAUGAACAUUAUUAUGGACUCAAUGAAUGCCUUAUUUGUAGUUGUAGUUGUCCCGACAUCUAUAACAAGAUUUUAGAGUAAUUUGGAAGCAGUGCUGUAUUCAUUCAAUCGGGAAAAAAAAUCCGAGGAUUUUAUGUUGUAUGUGAUUGAAUAUUCCACUUGGGAAAAUUUCUAUAGUAUUAUGGCAAUAUGGUCAAAGUUA